Messenger RNA from Carya illinoinensis, 1157 nucleotides. RefSeq lists its product as uncharacterized. The record is from RefSeq and is a predicted model, not a curated record. The coding region runs from base 500 to 1030 and encodes 176 amino acids. The transcript is spliced from 5 exons. Lineage: Eukaryota; Viridiplantae; Streptophyta; Magnoliopsida; Fagales; Juglandaceae.
GAUUUCUAUGGUGUUAUCAACAAUAUUGUGGAGUUACACUACAUGGGAGGUCGUCGCGUGUACUUGUUCAGCUGUGAGUGGUUUGAUGUUGGUGAUAAGAAACGGGGGGUACGAGUAGACGACCAUAUGACUAGUGUCAACAUGGACAAGAAUUGGUAUAAGGAUGAACCAUUUGUAUUGGCAUGCCAGGCUGCCCAGUGUUUUUACAUUAGAGAUUUACGAUCAAAGAGAAAUUGGUAUGUAGUGCAGAAAUACACAAAUCGGAACGUGUAUGACAUUCCACCAGUUAGGCAGGUGGUAGAAGAUGUUGAUGGCCAAUCUAGUGACGAUGAUGCAUAUCAGGAAGAUGAAUCAUCAUACGAUUACAUACCUAUGCAAUGUGAUGAUGUUCCUGUCUCAACUCCAUUAAAUAGAACUGAUAUAGAACCGAUGCAAGUUGAUGCAUGCGAAGUCAUGUCAAUCCCUUCACAAUUCAUAAACUCAGCUCAAGCAUUUAUUGAUGAUUCCCUUGCUACAUCUGGUUCAGCAGAUGCAUAUGGGGAUGGAGAAUAUUUUGAUGAUGAAGACCUAUCCACAGAUGAGGAGUCCGUCUCAAAAUAAACAUCCUUUUUGGAAUAUGUUUCGAAGGUAUAUGUUGCAUGGGGUCCGAUAUGACCGGUGUACACCAUUGAUUGGAAGACACUCUAGUGAAAGGGUGUACAUGAUCCAAAGGCGUGUGGCCGUUGUGGUACCAAAAAGUAGAUAUGGGAUAUCACAGAUGCGCGGGAGUUUUUACAAAAAGAGAAGUGUGGGAUAUCCACAGAUGGGCGGGAGUUUUACAAAAAGGAGGUCAGAGUUCAAAAAACAUUUCAGAAAAAUUUCAGUCCUCCUUGCCUCCAAAAUUUCCAGUUUCUGUGCUGAAGAUAGGCUCAAGGUAUUUCAUCCAUUACUUCCUAUUUCUGUGGUGAUUGGAGUACUUCAGUUUUCUCCACUUCCUGCAGACAAAAACAUUGAUGUUUUUAAUGACCAGUGGCUAAGUCAAUGUAGUUAAGGUGCAAGCUUCGAGUUAGUUUGGUUUUUACAGUCAAGUAGGCUUCUCCAAAUUUCCAGGUAUGUGGUGUUGUUGUUCAUAAGUAGUUUUGAGUACAACUGUGGUGGGAUUCUCCUCCUACGAACCC